AUGGCCGACGACGGACCUCCUCUUAUUCGUCCCGUCCCUCGAAGACCUUUCGACCUCAACUUGACAACUCCUACGCCUCCGAGCGAGAACUCGUCUCCCCCAUCACCCGCACACCCAGCUCGAGAUCCUACCAUUGCGCGCUUCCUACAGCCAACACCCGAACCUGUAAGCGCAGGCUUGAGCAGACCGCAAUCGUUUUUGAACUUGACCUCGUCAACACUUUUCGGCAUAUACUCUCCAACUGCAUCCUCCUCGCGCGACCGCGUCUUCGCCGAUCGCGAUGAACUCGAUACGCCGUGGGGUACAGGCGCUCAGACUCCCAUCAAGCGACCCAGCAUCGACGAUGCCACAUUUGAUUUUCUAAAAGAUCGGUCACAUGCAAUCCGUCGUCGAUCGUCGAUCCGUUCCCAAGCACCUCCUGCGCCUGUGAAAGCUUCCCCUUCGGCUGGCGCUUUGGUUUUGAGAGGACUGUUGCUCUUCGUUCUUGGUGUGGGUUAUGGCGUAUUGGUCACAUCGCGCUUUAACGACGGAUCGGAUAGCCAUGCGUCUGGUACCACGUACAAUUGGUUGCACCUGUCAUUCUGGGGUCUUGCUGGCGUUGCACUCGGGGCGCUGUUUCCUUGGUUCGAUCGAGUCUGGGAGGAUUCGUUUGGCGAAAAGGAGGAUGAAGCUGUGGUUGAGAGCACUGCAGCCAAGGAUGAUGAUCCGAGCACUGACUGGGCAAUUGCAAUUCGAGCUAUUGGUGCCUUUGUCGGAAUUGUCUUUGCCAUUCGCAAGGUGGCAUGGGCGUCCACUCUUCAGGUAUCCUUAACCCUGGCAAUGGUCAACCCUCUCCUGUGGUGGCUUAUCGAUCGCUCUAAGCCUGGAUUCUUCCUCUCGACUGCUGUUGGCUUGACAGGCUCAAUCAUUCUCCUUGGCAUCAACCCUGAUAUGAUGCCAGCACCCGCUCACGCUCCUUUCAGGCACUUGGUCAAUGCCACAACAUCAUCUCAAGAUGAAGUCGUUCCUGUUCUUGGUGGAUAUGCGCACCAGGAGACGCUUGAGACGGGUAUGUGGAUGCUCAGUGUCCUCUUCUGCAGCUGUGUCUGCUUCGGAAACAUUGGUCGUCGACUGACCCUCGGCCCAUCUGCCACGGCAAAAGGUCGUUGGGCUGGUGUGAGAUAA
Fusarium coffeatum is the source of this 1164-nucleotide messenger RNA. RefSeq lists its product as uncharacterized. The record is from RefSeq and is a predicted model, not a curated record. The transcript has 2 exons. Gene Ontology annotation, cellular component: endoplasmic reticulum. Gene Ontology annotation, biological process: sterol biosynthetic process. Lineage: Eukaryota; Fungi; Ascomycota; Sordariomycetes; Hypocreales; Nectriaceae. The coding region runs from base 1 to 1164 and encodes 387 amino acids.